AUGUCCCUAGUACAGUAUUCUGAUUCGGAAUCCGACUCAGAAUCUAGAUCUUCUCUUCGCCCGGCCAAAAAACCUUGCCGCAACAUCAAUCAAGGUCCAUCGCUGCCGCCCCUACCUGCAUCAUUCCAUAGCCUCUAUGCCUCGAGCACACGUGUGAGUGUGCAAGAUGAUCCCAGCCUCCAUGGCGGCCGAAAACGCAUAAUUCCUCACGUAGAAGGAAACUGGCCAACACAUCUUUACCUCGAAUGGUACCCGGGGAAAGAUGAGCUGUCGCUCCUUGCAGAUGUCAUCUCUCAGUCUGGAUAUGUGGCAGAGGAAAAGGCACCCGUAGUGCACAGUCUUCUCCACAGCGAUCUCGGUGCCCAGUUACCCCUUCAUAUCAGCCUGUCUCGGCCAGUGAUUCUUCGCACUGAGCAGCGUGCCUUGUUCACUGAGGCGCUAGAAAAGGCUAUUCAUGCCUCGCAUGUUCUAUCAUUUCAUGUCCAACCAGAUACUUUAUAUUGGUCAUCCAAUUAUGAAAAGACACGUUGGUUUCUCGUCUUGGGCGUGCGGAGACCGAGCCAUGAUGGUCUGAACCGCCUCCUGAAGAUGUCAAACGAGACUCUCGCUCGCUUCGGGCAGCCGCCACUUUAUGCAACCUCUUCGACUCAAGAGCAACAGACCAGUGCAUCCCUCCGUGAUAGGAGCAGCAGUCAGGAGCGCGAGGAUUUCUCAGGGUGCUUCCAUAUCUCACUUGCUUGGCGUCUGUCAGAGCCUAGUCCGAAGGAAUCCGAACUGGUAGCCAAGAUAGAUUUGCAAACUUUGCGGGAGAUCCAGGUUAGAUUCGAUUGUGUUAAAGCAAAGAUUGGGAAUAUUGUCAGUAGCAUACCAUUAGGAAAAGGGAUAAAAUGA
Messenger RNA from Penicillium roqueforti, 891 nucleotides. RefSeq names its product HVSL domain-containing protein. Gene Ontology annotation, molecular function: 3'-5'-RNA exonuclease activity. The record is from RefSeq and is a predicted model, not a curated record. Gene Ontology annotation, biological process: U6 snRNA 3'-end processing. Gene Ontology annotation, cellular component: nucleus. Bases 1 to 891 code for a protein of 296 amino acids. NCBI's taxonomy places the organism in Eukaryota, Fungi, Ascomycota, Eurotiomycetes, Eurotiales, Aspergillaceae. The transcript has 3 exons.